CAGCAGCAGCAGCAGCAGGAGAGGGGAUCCCGUGGCCCGCCCCCUCCCCGGCAUGGAGCUGCGGGAAGAGCCCUGGGCCCCGGGGCCCCUGGACUCGGAAGAGCAGCAGAUCCCCAGCCUUGAGCACCCAGUGGGCAUCCUGAUCAUGACGGACAGCGAGGAGGACGAGGGCCGCGCGUCCAGCCCGAAGGGGGGCUCCCCGGCCGGCGCGGUCCCUUCCCCGCCCGCCCCGGGGGGCCGGCGGCGCGGGGGCGGGGCGGCCAAGACCCCGGGCCCCCCGCGGCCCCGCCCGGCGGCCCCGGGCCAGAGCCCCUACAUCUGCAACGAGUGCGGCAAGAGCUUCAGCCACUGGUCCAAGCUGACGCGGCACCAGCGCACGCACACGGGCGAGCGGCCCAACACGUGCGGCGAGUGCGGGAAGAGCUUCAGCCAGAGCUCGCACCUGGUGCAGCACCGGCGCACCCACACCGGCGAGAAGCCCUACGCCUGCACCGAGUGCGGCAAGAGGUUCAGCUGGAGCUCCAACCUCAUGCAGCACCAGCGCAUCCACACGGGCGAGAAGCCCUACGCCUGCCCCGACUGCGGCCGCUCCUUCACGCAGAGCAAGAGCCUGGCCAAGCACCGGCGCUCCCACACCGGCGAGAAGCCCUUCUGCUGCCCGCACUGCGCCCGCGGCUUCAGCCAGAGCAAGAGCCUGGCCCGCCACCUGCGCCUCCACCCGCCGGCCGCCCGGGCGCCCGGGGCGGCCGCCGGGCCCGGGAACCCCGGCCCCGACCGGCCGGCCCGCCGCCCGCCGCCGGCCCCCAAGCCCUACGUGUGCGUCGAGUGCGGGCGGGGCUUCGGGCUGAGCGCCGGCCUGCUGGCUCACCAGCGGGCCCACCGCGAGGAGGGCCGGGGGGCCGCCGCCGCCGCCGCCCUCACGGAGGAGGAGGAGGACGACGAGGGGGAGGACGGGGAGGAGGAGGAGGACGAGGAGGAGCCGGCGCACAUCUGCGUGGAGUGCGGCGAGGGCUUCCGCCAGGGCGCGGCCCUGAGGCGUCACAAGCGGGUCCACGCGGUGGAGGCGCCGCGCCUCUGCGGCGGCUGCGGCCAGAGCUACUACCGGGGGCCGGGCCGGGCCGGGCGCUGCGCCCAGUGCCAGGAGAGCGGCCGGUAGGGGAGGGCCCGCCGCCUCCCGUGCGUCUCUCCCCGCCCGCGCCGCCGGGCGCCCCGCGCCGAGGCCGCCCCCGCGGCCCGGGCCCUCCCUAGGAUCGGAGGUGGCCCGUAGGAGUUUCUCGUAGGCUUGAUUUGUUUGGGGUUUGUUUUUUUUGAGGCGCCCGCCCCCGGGCCCCCGACCUCUCCUCCGCCCCCCCUUCACCCCGUCCUCUUCCCCACUGCCCCCGUCUGUCCGACGGGGAGCGGGGAGCGGGCCCGGAGGGCCGAGAGGGCUGGGGCGAAGCCCAAGGACGCCGUCCCCUCCUCCCGCCCCUGAGCCGCGGAGCCCGCGGGCCGAGAUCGCAGAAAGCGGAACUGGAAUGGGAUGGGGGGAAGACCGGGGGCCGGGCUGGGGGACGCCGGCGCGGGGUGGGAGGCGCCCCGGGAAACCCCGACGCCGGCCCCCUCCCCGGCUCGGCCCGGCCCGGCGCCACCGGCCGGGGGUCGGCGGGCGGGAGCCGGGCCAAUAAACAAGUCAGCCUCAA
Messenger RNA from Ornithorhynchus anatinus (platypus), 1679 nucleotides. RefSeq names its product zinc finger protein 787-like. Lineage: Eukaryota; Metazoa; Chordata; Mammalia; Monotremata; Ornithorhynchidae. The record is from RefSeq and is a predicted model, not a curated record. The transcript is spliced from 3 exons. Gene Ontology annotation, cellular component: nucleus. Gene Ontology annotation, biological process: regulation of transcription by RNA polymerase II; central nervous system development. Gene Ontology annotation, molecular function: DNA-binding transcription factor activity, RNA polymerase II-specific; RNA polymerase II cis-regulatory region sequence-specific DNA binding. Bases 53 to 1156 code for a protein of 367 amino acids.